This is a messenger RNA of Electrophorus electricus (electric eel), 1384 nucleotides long. It is a transcript of the gene rpf1, whose product is annotated as ribosome production factor 1 homolog. Gene Ontology annotation, cellular component: preribosome, large subunit precursor; nucleolus. Gene Ontology annotation, biological process: maturation of LSU-rRNA; maturation of 5.8S rRNA. The record is from RefSeq and is a predicted model, not a curated record. Gene Ontology annotation, molecular function: rRNA primary transcript binding. Lineage: Eukaryota; Metazoa; Chordata; Actinopteri; Gymnotiformes; Gymnotidae.
CUCCUGACUAAGAUGGUAACACGGAAACAUUUUUCAGACACACGUGAAUUCAGAUGAACUGUUAAUAACAGCAAUAAAAUGGAUUUCAUUGGGGUACCAGUCUCAGAAGAUACGACCAAUACAAAGAAUAAAGUAAAAAAGACAAUGAAACGGCAAAAACCUUUCCAGGAACCGGUUGAUAAUGGUUCCGUAGAAGAGUCGGAGUCUGCAGGGUCCUCGUUCCCUCCUACAUUCAGCUUGUCGACAAUAAAAAAUAAACAACGCAGACACCUAAUGUUCAUGAAGCUCAAGCAAGAGAAACGGAAGCAAAAAUUGGAAUUGCGGAAGAAAAGAAAAAAGGAGAGAGAUGCACUUGGAGACAAGGCACCACCAAAAGAUGUUCCAAAGACGAUUGAGAAUCAGAGAGUAUAUGAUGAGACAACAGUAGACCCAGAGGAUGAGGAAGUAGCUUUUGAUGAAGGGACAGAUGAGUUCUCAGCUUACUUCAACAAACUGACAAACCCGAAAGUUCUUAUUACGACAUCAGACAGACCAAGAGGGAGAACUGUGCGGUUUUGUGAGCAGUUAGCGACAGUAAUACCAAAUGCACAUGUGUACUACAGAAGAGGCCUUGCCCUGAAGAGGAUCAUUCCUCAAUGUGUAUCACGAAACUUCACAUACCUUAUGGUCAUUAAUGAGGAUCGAAAAGUGCCAAAUGGCAUGGUUCUCUGUCACCUUCCUGAUGGACCCACUGCACACUUCAAAGUGAGCAGUGUUCGACUUCGCAAAGAGAUGAAGAGAAGAGGAAAGGACCCAACAGAACAUCACCCUGAAGUCAUUCUGAACAACUUCAGCACCAGGCUGGGCCACUCCAUCGGCCGCAUGUUUGCUGCGUUAUUUCCUCAUGAUCCACACUUCGUUGGUCGACAGGUCGCCACUUUCCACAACCAGCGUGACUUCAUUUUUUUCCGGUUCCACAGAUACAUCUUCAAGAAUGAGAAGAGAGUAGGAAUUCAAGAACUAGGACCCCGUUUCACCCUUAAGCUCCGCUCUCUGCAGAAAGGAACAUUUGAUUCCAAAUUUGGGGAGUAUGAAUGGGUUCAUAAGCGCCAUGAAAUGGACUCCAGCAGAAGAAAAUUUCAUCUUUGAAGACUUAUGAGGGAUAAUACAGCAGAGAUGUGAUAAAUCAGUAUUUGAAAAAUAUUUGAAGUGAAACACAUUGACUUUUGUUAUUGUAAAUUGUGCAUCUCUGUUUAUACAUGUCUGGUGACCAGUCCAUUAUGAAAUUUACUGAUGAGAUGAAACAGAAAUGGGGAUCUCAGAGUCUGCUAGCAAAAUCUAUCACAAGAAAUAGCUGGAAGGCAAACUGUAAAGUAAAUGUAUAUUAAAAUAAGUACUGUAUCUA